AUUUAUACUUUUGAGUUCUUUUUUUUCACACAUUUAUAAAUUUUAAAUCAAUUUCUCCUCUACUUGUAUUGUAACGAUGAAUCAAAGUUUGCCAUUUUUACCUGGUUAUUCGUUUCGGGACCCAACGUUUCAAUAUCCUAAAGGAAAUAACGUUGCAUUGUGUUAGAAAACUUCAGAUCAUACUUGUCGAAAACUCGAUUCGUGUUCCCUCGGACAUUAGUGUACAGCAAAGGAGUUCCUGUCCCAAAACCGAUUGCUUCCACAACUGCAAAAGCAGCCGCAGAGUUACUGGAGGCACAGAACAAAAUUCCUGACACUGAGUUUCUUGCCACUCUUACUUAUGGACCAAAAAGAACAACACCAAAAGAAGUCUCUCUACCUCGGUAUCUCGCCAUGGAUAAGAAAGUUCUUCGUUUCAUGGGGUACAUUCGGGACGAUAUGGAGGAUAUAUGGGGAGAAAAGUAUCGUAUUAGGCCCGUUAAAGUUCUCUACUAUUUGCAAAACGAUACUAUGGAAGUUAUUGAACCAAAGACUGAGAACAGCGGUUUAUUUCAGGGCACGUUAUUUAAGCGCCAGAAAUUUCCUCAUCCAGACGGGAAAGGACGCUUAUAUUUGUGGAAAGAUCUAAAUCUUGGAAACACUGUCAGAGUUUAUGGCGUAACGAUUCAUCUCACCGACUGUGAUCAAUGGACAAGAGAAUACUUAAUCAACGCAGGCAUAGAGCUUCAUGAAGCUGAACCGAUGCCUUCUGAUCCUCAUACGGAAGAGAGACGUGCCAUGGAAGGUCGCAAAGAGGUUGUAUCUUGCAAAGUAGAAGAUGAUAAAUUAUACAAAUUUUUAACACGGGACCGCAAGGUACUUCGUUUCUACGGAACAUGGCAAGAUAUACUCAGUGAUCCGCCAGAAAUGAGAAGGGUAAUCUUGCAGUAUUAUUUGGCUGAUGAUACCAUGGAGCUACUAGAAGACCAUCCACCUAACUGUGGAAGAGAUCCGGUCAAAGUGCUGGUUAGGAAGCAGAAGAUACCCGUGGAUAGGAAUGAGUUGUCUGCGAACUUCCCUUUGAGCUACAUGGAAAUAAAAGACGAAGACCUCAGAUGGUUCCAGCCGGAUGACUUUCGAACAGGGAAAGAUGUUAUAAUUUUGGGUAAAAAGAUUUUUCUACAUGACUGCGAUGAAUUCACAAGACAGUACUACAAAACUCACUAUGGAGUGGAGGAUAUGGAAAGCAUAGCGGUUGCUGAAAAACCUAAACCUCAACCACCAACAAUAUUUCCUCCUCAUACAGGAAUUGGAACGUGGGACGAUUCUUUACAAAACUGUCUGCACAUCAUUCCAAAGCCCGUAAAGAAAGAUUUAUUAAAAGAACUUCAUUUCGACGGAAUAACACUACGUUUUAAAGCCAGAUUGGUAUCACCAAUUGAAGACGACAAAAUUCGGCGAUUUUUAAUUACGUUCUUUCCAAGCGAUGACGCUGUGGCCAUCAACGAAGAAUCAAUUCCAAACUCAGGAUUUCCUGGAGGUUGCUUUUUGAAAAGAAGCAAACUGCCUGUUCUCCAAGGAAAUGCGAGUGUUAAACCCGUUUACUACAAGGCUGAUGAUUUUUAUGUAGGAGCUCAAAUACGAGCUUCGGGGAAGCUAUUCGAGUUGAUCGAUGCUGAUCACUUCGUGCUCACCUUUAUGGAACAACACCCUGAAUUAUAUUCUGUGGAACAUAUAGAAACUCAUAAGAAAGGUGUAUUACCCUCAAAGCAGAAAAGUGAAAGUUUUCAGUUAGAAGGAAAUGACUUAGUACAAUCAUUAAGAGCAUAUGUGAUAAAAAAUUGGGGCUCGUCCCCUUAUCCACUUCCUAAAGCAUUAGAUCUUGGAUCUGACUUACAGCGAAGAGAGAAAGUGACAGAAGAAUUAUAUUGCGCUAAUCUUCCAAUACCACAAGAUGAAUUGGAUAAGGUCCUUGACAUAUGCACCGACCAAAAGAACAGAACUAAUAUGAAAGAAGUUGGAAAGAUACUUUUACCUGUGUUGGGACAUGACCACGAAGGCUAGUUUUAUUUUCAAGAACAAAUUAGCCCUAAAAUGCUUAAUUGGUUUUGUAGGAAUAAAAUCAAAUUUUGUUUAA
This is a messenger RNA of Stegodyphus dumicola, 2116 nucleotides long. RefSeq names its product EF-hand domain-containing protein 1-like. The record is from RefSeq and is a predicted model, not a curated record. Lineage: Eukaryota; Metazoa; Arthropoda; Arachnida; Araneae; Eresidae. Gene Ontology annotation, biological process: mitotic cytokinesis; cilium-dependent cell motility; mitotic spindle organization. Gene Ontology annotation, cellular component: mitotic spindle; axoneme. Gene Ontology annotation, molecular function: alpha-tubulin binding.